Molecule: messenger RNA, 5865 nt
Organism: Diospyros lotus (date-plum)
Lineage: Eukaryota; Viridiplantae; Streptophyta; Magnoliopsida; Ericales; Ebenaceae
Exons: 11
Coding region: 91-5436 (1781 amino acids)
Biological process (GO): CAAX-box protein processing
Cellular component (GO): membrane
Molecular function (GO): monoacylglycerol lipase activity; short-chain carboxylesterase activity; metalloendopeptidase activity
Source: RefSeq, a predicted model, not a curated record
AAUUCUCCUCUGCUCGCUGCUUCACUUCACUCUUCCAACCACGAAGGUGAAACAAAUUCAAACCGUUCAAUUCUCAAUCCCUCCUCCAAAAUGAAAAUGAGCAUCGCCUCCAAUUUCGGCGCCACUCGCCAAAACCCCGCUUCGCUGCGCUCUCUCCAACCUCUUCCACUUCGAUCCGGAUUCCAUCUCCGACAGUACCGAUCAUGGCACCGUCGCCGACUCAAAGCUGCUCGAACGGCGGUGCUGUGCUGUCACUUAGGCCCCUCCUCCCCCUUCGAAGCGGUGUUCCAGAGGUUGCUCUCUCACUUCCCUUCCGUCAACUCCUUCGACCUGAUCUCUCCCGCGCUCGGCCUCGCCGCUGGCGUCGCUCUUUACCUCUCCGACCGCCGGUUUGAUUCCCCGCCGUCCGACAUCGGAGAGUGGACUUUUCUCGCUAGUCCGACGCCGUUUAAUCGUUUCGUGACUCUGCGCUGUCCGUCGAUGUCGGAGGUGGACGGGAGGGGUAACUGUGGGAGAAUUAUUCGAGCGAAGCCGGCCCGUGAUGACGAGGAUGAGGCGGAGAAAUUGGUGUAUCAGAGAGUGUGCCUGAGUUGUGAGGAUGGCGGAGUGAUUACGCUGGAUUGGCCGGUGAAUUUGGAUUUGACGGAGUCGUAUGGUUUGACGUUGGACACCACGCUUUUGCUCGUUCCCGGGACUGCUGAAGGGAGUAUGGCGGCCAACGUUCGGCUUUUCGUGUGUGAAUCGCUGAAGCGCGGUUGUUUUCCCAUCGUGAUGAACCCUAGAGGAUGUGCCGGUUCGCCGCUCACCACGGCCCGGUUAUUUACAGCAGCUGACAGUGAUGAUAUCUCCACAGCUAUACAGUACAUCAACAGGGCAAGGCCAUGGACAACAUUGAUGGGUGUUGGCUGGGGUUAUGGCGCAAACAUGCUGACAAAGUACCUUGCCGAAGUUGGAGAGAGAACACCACUUACAGCUGCCACGUGCAUUGACAAUCCUUUUGACUUAGAGGAGGCCACAGGGCCAUCAUCUCGUCAUGAUGUUUUUAGUCAGAAGCUAUUAGAAGGCCUUGUGGAUAUUUUGCAAUCUAGCAAGGAACUGUUUCGAGGUAGAGCAAAAGGGUUUGAUGUGGAAAAAGCUUUGGAAGCAAAAUCUGUCCGUGAUUUUGAAAAAGCAAUUUCUAUGAAAUCAUAUGGUUUUGAUGCCAUAGAGGACUUUUAUGAAAAAUCUAGCAGUAGAAGUAUGGUCAGAAAUGUGAAGAUUCCUGUUCUCUUCAUACAGAAUGAUGAUAGAAUGGCGCCAUUGCUCUCUAUUCCACACAGUGUGAUAGAAGAAAAUCCAUUUACAAGCCUACUUUUAUGCUCUUAUUUGCCAGCUAGAACUACUGUGAAUGAGAGAUCUAUUAUAUCUUGGUACCAGCAUCUUACCAUUGAGUGGCUUGCAGCUGUGGAACUUGGAUUUUUAAAGGGCCGUCAUCCUCUUUUGAAGGAUGUUGAUGUCACGAUUAAUCCUUCAAAAGGGUUGGCACUGCAGGAAAACAGACAAUCUCAUAGAAGUGGCAGAGUAAACAAGUUCCUGAAUCUUUCCCAGUCCAUUGUUUUAAAUGAACAAUCUGCAUAUCCUUACAAAGAGACGCUAGAAGAAAGUGAUAUCUCAGCUAGGAAUUGUAGGAGUGCUGAAAUUAAAGAUAAAGGAUUUCAACCAGAGAGCAAUGGUGCAUUGAUGCAGGCUAGCUCUGUUGAUGCAGAAUCAGCUAAAGUGGAAGUUGGAAGUAUUGAUAAUGAAAGCGGCCAAGUGCUACAGGCUGCACAAGUAGUGAUGAAUAUGCUUGAUGUAACUAUGCCUGGUAAUCUGACAGAAGAGCAGAAGAAGAAGGUCCUGACUGCAUUGGACCAAGGAGAGACAUUUGCAAAAGCUUUGCAAGAUGCUGUGCCUGACAAUGUCCGUGAGAAGGUUAGAAAUGCUGUUUCUGAAAUUUUGCAUAAUCAGGGAACAAAUUUGAAACUUGAUAGACUCCUGAAUAUUAAUCAAAUACCUAAUGGGGCACUAGGAUUAAAGUCAAAUAUUCAAGAAAAAGUAGGACUGCCGAGUGCAGGUGAGUAUGAAGAUCCUCAUUCUUCAGAUCAGGGAACAAGUGUUGAUGUCAUUGUAGAUAACUCCAAUGAUAACAGGUUAUUUGAAAAGGACACUAGUAAACUGGAAAAAAAUGAUGAAAAUGUGGAUAUGUCCAGAGAAAGAACCACUCAAGAUUCUGAUUAUAAUGAAAAUGAGUUGAAUGCCAGUGAGAAGCAUGAUUUUAGCAGCCAUUCUGAAGGGCAAAGUGACACCGGGGAUGCAAACGUUUGCCAGCAUAAAGUGGACCAGGAUGGUGAACUACCUAAAUUAGACAUGAAAAAGGAGGAAAACAUCCAGCAGAAUAAACAAAAAGUUGCAAAUUCUACUAGUGAUCAAAUUAAGAUGAUGCAAUCCUCCAAGACAGAGGAAGGACAUCCCCUCUUGUCUCCCGAGUCCGAGCAGAAGGAGGAUAAUAUCCAGCAGAAUAAACAGAAAGUUCUAAAUUCUUCAAUUGAUCAAAAUAAGAUGACCCAAUCCACCAAGACAGAGGAAGGAUUGUUAAAUCCAGUCUUAUCUGCUGAAUCUGAACCAAUGGAAAGGGAAAUCAGUGAUAAUCUGAAAAAGGAAGAAAAAGUUAUGAAUUCUAUUUCAAAUCAAGAUAUCUCGGAUUCCUCAACAUUCAGUAUGUCUCAGGCAUUAGAUGCCUUGACUGGAAUAGAUGAUUCCACACAAGUGGCUGUUAACAGUGUAUUUGGAGUAAUAGAAGAUAUGAUUACUCAUUUGGAAGAGGAGAAAGAUGACCAAGAUGAAGUUGAUGAUAAGAAAGAGGUUGAGGACAGGGGAAAUGGUUCUAUAUCUGAGCACCAUGAAGACAUUGAUGACUCAAUGACGAAAGAAGAGAAAGAAAGUGAACUGAGCUCACAGUCUGACAUGACAAACUGCCUUUCUUCUUUUGAAGGUAAUGAUUUACAGAAUGAUACAAGAAACGGAUUGGCAGAGAAGAAGAAACAUGUAGGAAGCCCUGAUCCACUUAAGGGGAAUAAGAUUGGCAGUUAUGAGGAAAUUGGUAUUGCUAGCCAUAUAAAUAAGUUAGGCAUUGGAUCAAGGGAACAUUUAAUAAGCACCCAAAGUUUGGCUGAGCAUUCAAGUAAAAUUAAAUAUUUACAUAACAUUCCACUGUACAUAAGUACAAAUUCAUAUGGUGAUCCUCUUUACAAGGAAUACUUACAUGGAUAUCUUCAUGCAACGACGCCAAAUCCUAAAUCUGCAGGACUGGAUCAAACUACCACUUUAUUUCUUGACUAUUUUCCUGAAGAAGGCCAGUGGAAGCUCUUGGAACAACCAGAAAAUGAUGAAAAUUCUGCCAGUAAUGUUGAUAAUCAUGUUGACAAAUUGACUGACAAUUUUUCAGCUUCAAAAGCAGAUACAGAUACAGUCAAAGUCAUUGAACCAUCAUAUGUUAUAGUCGAUGCUGAGCAACAACAGGAACCCAUUUGUGAAUUUGACAAAAUGGACAAAACUAAUCAAAAAGAUGCAAUAGGUCAUAAAACAUCAGAAGAGUUGAUGAGCUUUGUUAAGAACAUUAUAUUGGAUUCGUUGAAGAUUGAAGUGGGUCGAAAGAUAAGUGAAGCAAACAUGAAAGAGACAGAGUCCAAUUUUGCUAAAGAUAUGGAACGAGUUGCAACUGUUGUGUCUCUGGCUGCAGUACCCAGCAAGAAUAAUAUGAUUUGUUUGGAUGGUGAGGAUUGUAAUUCAGGAAAGUUAUGUACACUUAAUGGAGAGGAUAUAUUGAGGGCUAUUUCGAGUUCUAUUCAGGAAACCAACUAUUUGAGAAAAGUAGUUCCAGUUGGUGUUGUUGUAGGCUCCAGCUUAGCUGCUUUGAGAAAAUUCUUCCAUGUUGCUUCAAUAAAUGAUAUUGACCAAAGAGAAUCCUUGGCCCUUGAUCAAAAGAAAUUUUCUAUGGAAAGAAAGGUUGCUCAGAUAGUAGAAACAGAGGCUGAUCAAGUUCAAAAUAAAUGUGAUCGGAUGUACAGUGUGCCUGAGAGCACAAAAGGGGAAAAGCCUGAAUCAAAAACAUUAAGCAAAGGGACUGCCAUGGUUGGUGCUGUCACAGCUGCUGUGGGAGCUUCUGCUCUGCUGGUGCAUCAACAGGAUUCAGGUAAAGGUGGUGCAGUUUCUGGAACAUUGUCCAAGGCCUUUAAAGAGAAAGGAGAUGAUCAGGAGGGCAAGCUUGAUGAGGAAACAUCUGAAAAAAAUCAGAAUAUUGUCACAAACCUUGCAGAGAAAGCCAUGUCUAUUGCUAGUCCUGUGGUACCUGUGAAAGGGGACGGUGAAGUAGAUCAAGACAGGCUUGUGGCAAUGCUAUCAGAAUUGGGACAGAAGGGAGGCAUUUUGAAGCUUUUUAGUAGAAUUGCUUUGCUCUGGGGUGGUAUACGUGGUGCUAUGAGUUUGACUGACAGACUUAUCUCAUUUCUGCGUGUUGCUGAACGUCCCUUGUUUCAGAGGGUACUUGCUUUUGUCUUCAUGGUGCUUGUGUUAUGGUCGCCUGUUGUUGUUCCACUGCUCCCUACACUUGUGCAGGGUUGGGCAAUGCAUAAUUCCUCCAGAAUCCCCGAGCUGAUUUGCAUUGUUGGCCUGUAUGCUUCUGUUGUAACACUUGUUAUGUUAUGGGGAAAAAGAAUUCGUGGGUUUGAAAAUCCAUUUGAGGAAUAUGGGCUGGAUUUGUCUUCGCCAUCAAAGGUCCAAAACUUUUUGAAGGGAUUAAUUGGAGGGGUUAUGCUUGUUUUGUUAAUACAAUAUUCAAAUGUAUUCCUUGGUUGUGUUAGUUUGACAUGGCCUUCCAAUUUUACUUCACAUUCUUCUGAGAUUGUGGAAUGGCUCAAAAUGUGUGGCAAGAUGCUUUUACUUGUUGGACAAGGAAUUGUGACAGCAACAGGCAUUGCAGCUGUGGAAGAACUUUUAUUCAGGUCAUGGCUGCCAGAUGAAAUUGCAACCGAUCUUGGAUAUUAUCAUGCAAUUAUCAUUUCAGGACUUGCCUUCUCUUUAUGUCAGAGGUCUCCACUUGCAAUUCCAGGCCUAUGGCUUCUGUCAUUGAGCCUGGCUGGGGCUCGGCAAAGAAGCCAAGGAAGCCUCUCUGUUCCAAUUGGGUUGCGGGCAGGCAUAUUGACUUCAAGUUUUGUUUUACAAAGGGGUGGUUUCUUGAUUUAUCAGCAGAACUCCCCCCUGUGGGUAUCCGGUACUCAUGCUUUCGAACCCUUCAGUGGGGCUGCUGGUCUUGUUUUCUCUUUAUUAAUGGCAAUAGUUCUCCAUCCAAGGUUAGCCAUUCCAUCUGAAGAAAAAAUACAAGGAGAACUCAAGCAUGAAAACACAAGCGACAUUCAGUAAUCAAGGGCACAGUAUUAAUAAGUUCGCAGCAGUGUCUUGGUGCCGCGUGUGGUAAAACAUACAGCGCACACUACGGCGUCGUUCUGUUUGGAACAUGUAGAGUUGCAAAGAAACGAAAGCAAAAGGUAUCAUUAAGGACCUUAAAACUUUCAUAUGAACCGUGCGGGCAUGCCGUAGUUCAAGUGUUGGCAUUUUAGUGAUGCAUAGUUAGGCAAUUUUGGCUUCCAUUGAAUUACACAAGCUGUCCAUUGGGACAUUUCAAGUUUUCCCUGCAAAAAGCAGUGUACAGAGUGAUUUCUAUUUAGUUCAUUUGUUUUUGUACCAUCAUGAUUAUAGUAUAUAAAUUCAGUUCUAUUUUCUGAUCAUUGAUAUUUGAAAUGUGAUUACAAGUUUAUGGAAAUUAGAUGACGCCCGAAUUCUUAGCGACUA